Trichechus manatus latirostris (Florida manatee) is the source of this 2240-nucleotide messenger RNA. RefSeq names its product lipolysis stimulated lipoprotein receptor (gene LSR). The transcript has 10 exons. Gene Ontology annotation, cellular component: plasma membrane; tricellular tight junction. Lineage: Eukaryota; Metazoa; Chordata; Mammalia; Sirenia; Trichechidae. The record is from RefSeq and is a predicted model, not a curated record. Gene Ontology annotation, biological process: tricellular tight junction assembly; establishment of blood-brain barrier.
AUGCGGCGGGGUGGAGUUGGGAUCUGGACAAGGGGCGGAAGCGAGAAGGGGAGGAGCGUGCACUCCUCCCAGCCUUGGUACGCGCCGCGCCCCCUACCCGCCCGGUACCUGGGAGGGGACGCGCGGGACCGUAGCGCCUAGACGGCGGUGAUGGCGCUGAAGGCCCGCGGCCUCUCCCGGAGGCUGGGCUCCCAGCCGGCCGCCUUGGGCCGGGGGGCACUGGUCUGCCUGUUUCUCGGCACCUGGUGUACAGCUCCUGCCAGCGCCAUCCAGGUGACCGUGUCAGACCCCUUCCACGUAGUGAUCCUCUUCCAGCCUGUGACCCUGCCCUGCACCUACCAGGUGGCCUCGACUGUCUCAGCGCCCAUUGUGAUCUGGAAGUACAAGUCUUUCUGCCGGGACCGCAUCGCUGACGCUUUCUCCCCGGCCAGCGUCGACAACCAGCUCAACGCGCAGGUGGCAAGUGUUAACUCGGGCUACAACCCCUACGUGACGUGUGAUGACAGCGUGCGCACCGUCCGGGUUGUGGCUACCAAGCAGGGCAACGCCGUGACCCUGGGUGACUACUACCAGGGCCGGAGGAUCACCAUUACAGGAAAUGCUGACCUGACAUUUGACCAGACGGCCUGGGGAGACAGUGGUGUGUAUUACUGCUCUGUGGUUUCGGCCCAGGACCUCGGCGGGAACAAUGAGGCCUACGCAGAACUCAUCGUCCUGGGCAGGACCUCAGGGGUGGCUGAGCUCUUACCUGAUUUUCAGGCGGGGCCCUUGGAAGACUGGCUGUUCGUGGUUGUGGUCUGCCUGGCCUUCCUGCUCCUCUUCCUCCUCCUGGGCAUCUGCUGGUGUCAGUGCUGCCCCCAUACCUGCUGCUGCUACGUCAGGUGCCCCUGCUGCCCGGACAAGUGCUGCUGCCCAAAAGCCCUGUAUGAUGCCGGCAAAGCGGCCACCUCAGGAGCCCCAAGCAUCUACAGCCCUGACACCUAUGCCUACUUCUCCCCUGGCAAGACCUCGCCACCACCCGCCAUGAUUCCCAUGGCCCCUGUCUAUAACGGUUACCCUGGAGAUUUUGACAGGAGUAGCUCAGUCGGUGGCCACAGCUCCCAGGUGCCCCUGCUUCGUGACACGGACAGCAGUGUGAACUCUGAGGUCCGGAGUGGCUACCGGAUUCAGGCCAAUCAGCAAGAUGACUCCAUGCGGGUCCUGUACUACAUGGAGAAAGAGCUGGCCAACUUUGAUCCUUCACGACACGGUCCCCCCAAUGGCCGUGUGGAGCGGGCCUUGAGUGAAAUCACCUCCCUCCACGAGGACGACUCACGAUCCCAGCCUCUCAGGGGCCCUGCUUUAACCCCGAUCCGGGAAAAGGAAUGGGGCCGACGCUCCCCUCGGAGUCCCAGGAGGUGGGAGCAGGAGCCCCCAGCAGAACAGCCAGGGGGCGGCUGGGAGGUUCGGCGGCCCCGGGCCCACUCUGUGGAUGCUCUGGAUGAUCUCAUCCGGCCGGGCUCCGUUGAAUCAGGGAGGUCUCCCCCAAGUAGCGGGAGGAGAGGCCGGGCCUAUGCAGCCCCGAGAAGCCGCAGCCGUGAUGACCUCUAUUAUCAAGAUGACCCGAGGGACUUCCCACACUCCUGGGACCCCCACUAUGAUGAGUUCAGGUCUGGGGGCCGCCCACAUGCUGAUUCCAGAGCCCACUACUCCCGCUCCCGGGACCCUGAGGAGGACGGCUCCAGGUCUGGGAACCCUCACUAUGAUAGGCGGCUGCUGGAGGAGGCCUUGAGGAGGAAGGGGGCUGGGGAGAGGAGGAGAACCUACAGGGAGGAAGAGGAGGAGGAGGAGGCCUACAACCGGUCAGAGCCUCCGCCUUACACGGAGACUGACUCCCAGGCAUCACGAGAGCGGAGGCUUAAAAAGAACUUGGACCUGAGUCGGGAAAGUUUAGUCGUCUGAGCUCAUGUUUUAUAGGUAGCUUUUUGUACAUUUCCUUUUUUUUAAUUCGCGGAGGGACUAUUAAUGAUGGCCUGCCCCUCCUAAAUCUAAUAAAAUGUGUACUCAGAAAGCCUACGUCUUGAAGAGUUUGUUUUGCUGCGCGAGGUGCGGGUGGAGGAGGAGCCGGGGCAGCUGCCGUUUCUGGGCGUGUGUGUUUGUAAAACGCAGCUGAGUGUCUCCAGUCUCCUCCCUCACCCCCCCCUCCUGAACUUUAAGUCCCGGGUGAGAAGGACCCUGUUCGCCCUCUCCUUAGGCUCCAA